This is a messenger RNA of Xiphophorus couchianus (Monterrey platyfish), 6383 nucleotides long. It is a transcript of the gene crybg2, whose product is annotated as crystallin beta-gamma domain containing 2. Gene Ontology annotation, molecular function: structural constituent of eye lens. The transcript has 24 exons. The coding region runs from base 16 to 5967 and encodes 1983 amino acids. Lineage: Eukaryota; Metazoa; Chordata; Actinopteri; Cyprinodontiformes; Poeciliidae. The record is from RefSeq and is a predicted model, not a curated record. Gene Ontology annotation, biological process: lens development in camera-type eye; visual perception.
CCUGAAGCAGCCGACAUGGAGGAGAAGAAGAAGAAGAAGUCCUCCAGGAAGUCUCUGAGAACUCUGUUCUCCAGAACCGAACCGAGUCCAGACGAGUCUGCGCAGAAGCAGCAGGACAGGAAGAAGUUCAAGUUCCCGAAGCUGAAGAUGAAAACGAAGAUGGAGGCAGAGAGGCAGCAGGAGGUCCGGACUCCAGAGGACGAAGACCGGCCGGCCUCCCUGAAGAAGGCUUCCACUGUCUGCGCCACCGAGUCCAGGUCAAAGGUUCGUCUCCUCAGUUACUCGGACUUGGAUCUCUCGUCUCCGCGUCGUUUUGCUUCGUUCUCUUUCGGCCUGAGGAAGAGGAGGAGGAGGGAUGAAGAGCACCUCUCCAGGAGCGCCUUUGGUCUCCAUAGCAACCAGCAGGAGGAGGAGGAGAAUCCCGACUCCCGCCUGGAUCUGGACCGGGCCGACCCGAAGACCCGGUUCAGUUUGUCUCAACCCGAACUCGAUACCAGCGGAACCUUCGACAUCCCGUCUCCCCCUCCCCCGUCCUCCAACCGGGCCGAACCGUUCUCCUUCACUGCAGGGUCGUUAACCAGAACCCGACCAGAACCGGAGGAGCUUCUCUCCAACAGAACCUCCAGAACUCUGAUCGCCUCCAUCCCGGAGCUUCCGGUUCCGACGGCCCGAACACAAACCCCGGCUGUUCCCGGCCUCCGGUCCAAUCAGGCAGAACCAGGUGCGGACCAGAACCUCACCUCAUCCGCUGCAUCGGGAAACGGGGACGGUUCUGAUGGUCCGAGUCCGGAUCCAGAACCUCUCGGUACCUCAGGACCCGGGACUGUGGUUCUGGAGCAGCGGACCGGUUCCUCCAGGUGGGACUCGGGUUCAACUCUGGGCGAACCAGAACCUGAAGAAGCUUCAACACUCUCUAUGAUCCCAGUACCGGAACCGAGCAGCUCCGAACCGAACCCGACGGUACCAGGUGAAGGUACCAAGCUGGACCUGAAAGUACCAGUUGAACUUUCUGAACUGGACCCGGCGGUACCAGCUGAAAGUUCUGCACUGGACCUGAUGGUACCUGCUGUCUCAGCUGCAGGUUCUGACCCUGAGCCGGAUGCGGCGGUACCGCCUGCUAGCCCCGGUCCGGGUUCGGGUCGGGAUUCGGUGUUCGGAACUCUCUAUAAUUCUCUGUUUCCUCCUCGGUUCUUCCCGGUUCGGUCUCCAGACCGGGUCCCAGAACCAGAACCGCCUGGGGUCCAGACCCUCCCUCUACUGCCACCUGACCUCGCUGCAGGUUUUUCCGGUUCUGCUGAAACCAAACCGAGCCGUGUGAUUCGGGUUCGGACCGCUUCCCACAGCGGAGGCCUGGUUCCCGCUUCUCCGGUUACCGCAGCGUCUCCAGGGACGGACUCUCGGGUUUCCGGCUCUGAACCCAGACUGGUUCCGGUCGGACUGCCGAUCGCAGCAGACUGCUUGCCUCCGGAUCGCGGAAUGAACGUUCAGGACUUCUCCGAACCUCCCGAACCGGACCGGGCUCUGAGUCCGGCCUACCUGAGCGUCGGUUCGGACGACGGCGGAGAGCUUUACUUCAGCGCCCCGGAGGAAACCCCGGAGAGCGGAGAGGAGGCGGACCUGCGGGACGGCGAGGGGGAGGUUGAGACCCCCAGAGGUCAGAGGUCAGAGGAGAAAGCAGAAACAGCCUCGGCACAGGUGAGAGUGUGGGAGGAGCCGGCGCCACCGGUUCCGCAGGUAAACAGGCUGCAGGAAUGCGGCUCGGCCCCGCCCGCCGCCGGUGCGCCGGCGGAGGGAAACCAGGCCGCAGAAACCGAAGAUCCCGCUCAGAAAGCCCCGAACCUGCCGGGACCGGUUCUAGUUUCUGACCCCAGGAGAACCGAGGAAACCCGAGAGGAAGAGGAGGAGGAAGAGGACGAAGAGGAGCGCACCUUCACGCGUCCUGCAGCGGAAGGGAUGCCUGACGCCGCCGCCGGCCGUCCCGAGGGGGCGGAGACCAGGACGCCCCGAGUUAACGGAGCCGCCGCCACGCAGCGACAGGUGCCAGACCUGAUGUCGGCUCUGGACGCACGCAGACCGCCUGGCGACCAGCAUCCUGCCCGCGCCGCGGCUCACCUGGACCGCAGCUGCCAGCCUCCAGAACCAGAACCAGAACCAGAUGACAGGAUGAGUUCAGUCUACAGCAACCUGAGCACCAAGCUGACCCUGAAGAACCCGUCUCCUCCCAGAGAGGAGGAACCCAAACCCCGCUUCCACAAAGUGUCCCUGGUUACCAUGGAAACCAGUAGCACGCCCGAGCCAGACGAUCCGGAACCAGAGUACAAGUGGAAGAACCGUUUUCAGGGCGUGACUCAGUUUAAAUCCAGUAGGGCCCCUCUCCCUGAAGACGAUGAACCUUCCUCACAUUUCAGCUCCUCAGACAGCUCUGUGUACCUGAGCCCCGCUGGAGGCGGGGAGUGGAGGCGGAGCCUGCUGGAGGAGGGGGAGGAGUCAGCUGCUCCUGCAGGUGAAGAGGACGAGCGGCUGAAAGGAGAGACUGAGUGGAGGAAGCCGAGGUGGGAGCUGGAGCCGCUCUCUACGUCCUCCUGCAGCACCGAAGACAACGACUCCUCCUUCUUCACCGGAGUCUUCAAGGCCACCCUGGUGGACCUGACCCCUGACCCCCCAACGUCCCCCGACGUCGACUCCCCCGUCAACGACAUGGACAACCUGGUGGACACCCUGAGGAGCAUGGGGCCCUCUCAGAGGCCCCGGAGCACCGGCGUGCGAGCAGCUCCUCCUCCACUGGUCUCCACCCUGUCCCCCAUCAGAGAGGACUCGGGGAACUCAGUCAUCUCCACCCUGCCCUCCAUCAGAGAGGACUCGGGGAACCCCAUCAUCUCCACCCUGUCCCCCAUCAGAGAGGACAUGGGCAGUCCCUUUGUCCGUAGCACCCCCCAGAAUACAGAGGAGCCCCAGAACCAGCUGUACACCCUGCCAUUGGACCUGGGCCUGAAGAGGAACAUCUCCAGAGACGCCCGCUCCCCAAUAGAGCUGAUGAAGAGCCAGGAACUGACUUCCUCGCUGCACAACGGGAACGGCGCUCCUUUGUCUCCCACCACCGGCUCCCGCCUCGACAACAGUGUCCUCUUUGGCUCUUACCGCUCCUCAAACUCUGACCUGAAGCUGGAAAACGGGACCGCCCACCGGCCGCUGUUCAGCUCCCUGCCGGACACGGGAACCCUGGGAAUGAGACUGAGCGAAACUGGUGAGGCGGGGCCUGUUGGGGACGCAGCGGGGUCCCGACUGGAGCGCCUCUCCUUCCUUGUCAACUCCUCUUCAUCCCUGAACGGAGACGCCGGCUCCUCCAGGAUCAGCCGAUCGUCCUCCUUGAUCCUGGGCUCUCCCACCUCCAACAGCCCCACCCGUUUGCUCAGCCCCACCGGCUCCAUCGACCCUCACUGGACCCCCACCAUCUCAGAGCCCCACCUGUUCAGCCAGGGGCCCGGGGUCCUACGGAGGAGCAUCAGCUAUGAGGGGCUAUCACAGGCAUCCCUGUUCAGCAGUUUGUCUGGAGGGUCACAGUUCAGCAGUUUGUCUGGAGGGCCACAGUUCAGCAGUUUGUCUGGAGGGCCACAGUUCAGCAGUUUGUCUGGAGGGCCACAGUUCAGCAGUUCGUCUGGAGGGCCACAGUUUAGCAGCGUUCAGGCAGGGUCCCAAUUCAACAGCGUUCCCAGAGGGUCCCAGCUCCAGAACCAGCAAGAUGAACCAGACAGCAACCUGAUGUCCAAGUAUCGAGCCUUCCCAGACGCCUAUCUCACCAAGGAGAAGGAACACGGGAAGCUGAACCCGCGACCAGGAAAGAUUUACAUCUUCGACCGGCCGGGAAUGUGCGGCCGCAGGAUGGAGAUCCGCGGAGACGUCAUGGACGCCACGUCCUGGGAGCUGCAGGACACUAUCUCCAUCAGGGUGGUCCGAGGAGGGUGGGUUCUCUAUGAAAAGCCUGACUUUAAAGGGGAGAAGAUCGCCCUGGACGAGGGAGACGUGGAGCUCACCUGUCCCUUUAGCCCACUUGAGGAGGCGCUGCAGAACGGACAGGAAGAGGAGAAGAAGAACGGAGAAAUGGAGGAGCAGAGCGAGGAGAAACCGACCCAGAAGUUCAUCAUCGGAUCGAUUCGCAGAGCGGUCAGGGACUACAGCGUUCCAGAGAUCUGUCUCUUCCCAGAGGAGAACGCGGAGGGGAAGAAGGUGGUUUUCCGGGACACGGCGGAGGACGCCAGGAUCUUCGGGUUUCCCAUCAAAGCCAACUCCAUCAUCGUGAACGCCGGGCUCUGGCUGGUCUUUGCUCAGCCCUUCUUCCAGGGCGUCCCCCGCAUCCUGGAGGUGGGGGGCUACUCUAACCCUGCGGCCUGGGGGGUGGAGCAGCCCUACGUGGGCUCAGUGCAUCCCCUCAAAGUGGGAGAACCUCGGGUGGAGAACAUGAGCGAACCCAAGAUGGUGAUCUACGAGAAGCCGUACUUCUCUGGGAAGUCCAGGACCAUCUCUUCCAACAUGAGGGACUUCAUGAGCCGGACGGACCGCCAGCAGAACCUCUUCAUGGCCAGCCUGGGCUCCCUGAAGGUCCUGGGAGGAAUCUGGGUGGGAUACGAGAAGGAGGGUUUCCGCGGUCACCAGUACCUGCUGGAGGAGGGCGAGUACCACGACUGGAGGGUGUGGGGGGCCUGCGACUCCGAGCUGCGCUCCGUCAGGAUCAUCCGGGCGGACCUGGCGGACCCGGUGAUGGUGAUGUUCGAGCAGCCUGAGGAGGAGCAGGGUGUGACGGAGGAGAAGACCUUCGAGGUGACGGAGGCCAUCCCUGACGUAGAGCUCUUCGACUAUAAAACCUCCACCCGCUCUAUCCACGUCCUCAGCGGAGCGUGGAUCGCCUACUCCCAUGUGGACUUCUCAGGGAACCAAUACAUCCUGGAGAAAGGCUUCUACAACAACUGUGCUGACUGGGGCUCCCAGGACACCCGGGUCUGCUCGGUCCAGCCCAUCUUACCGGCUCCAGCUGAAUCCUCCGGCCCCAGAGACGAGAUCAUCCUCUACUCUGAACCAGACUUCCGGGGUGAAUGCCUUGUGUUUCACCACAGCCAGGGGGCGCUGUCAGAGAAAUUCCUCACCGGGUCAUGUCGAGUGGUGAGAGGAAGCUGGGUCCUCUGUGAGAACAAGCAGUUCUCUGGGAACAUGUAUGUCCUAUCUGAGGAGGACUAUCCCAGUCUGACCAGUAUGGGCUGCCCCUCCAGCUGCUCGGUGCUCUCCAUCAAGCUGGUGCCGAUGACGCUGUCGGUGCCGUCCGUGUCUCUGUUCGGACUCGAAGGUCUGGAGGGCCGGGAGAUCACCACCGAGUCGGAGGUCACCAGUCUGGUCCAGGACGGCUUCAACGACCACAUCCUGUCGGUCCGGGUCAACAGCGGCUGUUGGGUUUUGUGUGAGCAUAGCAACUACAGGGGGCGCCAGUUCCUCCUGGAGCCGAUAGAAAUCACCAACUGGCCCAAGUUCAGCUCCCUGGACCGGAUCGGGUCCAUGUACCCCAUCAGACAGAAGCGUCACUUUUUCCGAGUGAAGAACAAGGAGAGCGGUCACUUCCUGUCGGUGCAGGGCGGGGUGGAGGAGCUGAAGUCGGGUCGGGUGGUGGCGGCGGCGGAGGUGGAGCCGCCGAGCGACAUCUGGUUCUACCAGGAGGGACGGAUUAAAAACAAGCUCUCUCCCUCCAUGUGUCUGCAAGUGAUGGGCAGCGUGGAACCGGCAGCCAAGGUGGUUCUGUGGAACGAGAGCCGGCAGCCGAUCCAGAACUGGUCGGCGAAGAUGCAGGGUCCGAUCGGCAGCCUGACGUUCCCUGGAAUGGUGCUGGACGUUAAAGGCGGCAGAACGUACGAUAAGGAGCAUGUGGUGGUGAUGCCGGAGAACGACGAGAGGCCGAGUCAGCAGUGGGAGAUCCAGCUGCUGUAGCCGGAAACCUGCUGCGCCUUUCUGGAGCUGCACGUUCUCCUGAAUGCACGGUGACCGGCGGACCGAAUCUGAAACGGUUGACAGGCAGCAGGAGGUUCUGUUACCAAAGAUACUCCCGACGUUCUGGUUGUGGUUCUACUGAGAUCCUGUAAAUGUUCUGCCUGGAUCGCUACACAUCGACCAGCAGAACAGGAAUGUUGGCUCUCAGUAUGUUUAUAUGUACAUGUGUGUGGACGACGCUGCGGCCGGGUUCUUCCCAUGUUAUUAGCCUCCUACUGUUACAUUAACCUGCUUCAGCUCUGUUAAUAUUUGAAAUGAAAUGCAUUCAGUUGGAAGAUGUUGUACACCAGGGAAGGGUUUUAAAAUGUUCAAUAAACAAUAAAGCGACUGUUGUUUUGUCAGUUGGUUCUGAAGGA